Molecule: messenger RNA, 2613 nt
Organism: Lolium perenne
Lineage: Eukaryota; Viridiplantae; Streptophyta; Magnoliopsida; Poales; Poaceae
Product: protein NSP-INTERACTING KINASE 3
Biological process (GO): protein phosphorylation
Molecular function (GO): ATP binding; protein binding; protein kinase activity
Source: RefSeq, a predicted model, not a curated record
UGGCCAUGGCUGGCAGUGGCAGGCAUGCGCGUCCGUGUCGGGCCUGUUGGGUCUGCUCCUGCCCGAGGAGAGAGGCUGGGCGCGCUUUUGGCGGUUUGCAGAGCUGCUGCAGCAGCAGGCAUGGAGCGAUAGGGCCGUGGCAGGUGCUUGUUGGCGUCUCUCUCGUCCCCACUCCACUCCACCACCACCCACUCUCACCCCAACCCAUCGCUUCGUCGCUGGGUUGGAUUAACAUUGACUCUGAUUCUGAUUGAUCGCCUUCCUUCCCGCCGAGCGGGCUCGCCGGUGAUUCGCUGACGAGCUCCGCAUCUUCCGCAGCCGAGCGGAGGGAAUUGCGUCGUGAGGGAGUCGGUUCCAUCUUCUUCCCCGUCGUCCUUGGCCCGAAACGAAUCUGCGGCCUUUGUGGUGCUGUGGUGGGGGGAUGGAGACGGGGGUGCGGAUGUGGCGGUGGCGGUGCUGCGUGGUGGCCGCCGCCCUGCUCAGCGUGAUCCUGCCGCCGGCCACCGCGUCGCUCUCUCCCUCCGGCAUCAACUACGAAGUCGUGGCGCUCAUGGCCAUCAAGACGGAGCUGCAGGACCACUACAACGUGCUCGACAACUGGGACAUCAACUCCGUCGACCCCUGCAGCUGGAGGAUGGUCACCUGCACAUCCGACGGCUACGUCUCUGCGCUUGGUCUGCCCAGCCAACGCCUCUCCGGUAAACUGUCGCCUGGCAUCGGCAACCUCACAAGACUACAAUCUGUGCUGCUGCAGAACAACGCGAUUUCUGGCACUAUCCCUGCCACCAUAGGCAGGCUGGGGAUGCUGAAGACGCUUGACAUGUCAGACAACCAUCUCACUGGGAGCAUCCCCAGUUCAGUUGGCGACCUCAAGAACCUCAACUAUCUGAAACUGAACAACAACAGCUUAUCUGGAGCUUUACCUGAUUCACUAGCCACCAUUGAUGGCCUUGCUCUUCUAGAUCUUUCAUUUAACAAUCUCACCGGUCCGUUGCCAAAGAUUUCUGCAAGAACUUUCAGCAUUGCUGGAAAUACAUUGAUUUGUGGCGUCAAGUCUGGAGACAAUUGCUCGUCUGUGUCGCUGGACCCGCUUUCGUAUCCACCAGAUGACCUUAAGGCUCAGCCACAACAAGGCAUGGCAAGAAGUCACCAUAUAGCUAUCAUCUGCGGAGCAACUGUGGGUUCUGUAGCAUUUGUCGCUAUCGUGGUCGGCAUGCUUCUUUGGUGGCGGCAUAGGCGUAAUCAGCAGAUCUUUUUUGAUGUAAAUGCUACAGAUCAAUAUGACCCAGAAGUAUGCUUGGGUCAUCUAAAGAAGUACACCUUCAAGGAGCUUCGAACCUCUACCAACAAUUUCAACUCAAAAAACAUUUUAGGUGAAGGUGGAUAUGGAAUAGUAUACAAGGGGUUUUUACGUGAUGGUUCAAUUGUUGCUGUUAAAAGAUUGAAAGACUACAAUGCUGUUGGUGGGGAAGUUCAAUUCCAAACUGAAGUUGAAGUCAUAAGCUUAGCUGUUCACCGGAAUCUCCUACGGCUCAUUGGAUUCUGCACUACAGAGUGCGAGAGAUUACUUGUUUAUCCUUAUAUGCCAAAUGGAAGUGUUGCUUCUCAGUUACGGGAACAUAUAAAUGGCAGGCCAGCUCUAGAUUGGUCAAGGAGAAAGAUGAUAGCACUGGGUACAGCACGAGGGCUGCUUUACUUGCACGAACAGUGUGAUCCCAAGAUUAUCCAUCGUGAUGUAAAAGCCUCCAAUGUGCUUCUUGAUGAAUAUUUUGAAGCGAUUGUGGGAGAUUUUGGAUUGGCAAAACUUUUGGAUCACCAGGAGACCCACGUUACAACAGCAGUGCGUGGGACUGUUGGACACAUAGCUCCAGAGUAUUUGUCAACUGGUCAGUCAUCAGAUAAGACAGAUGUAUUUGGGUUCGGAGUCUUGUUGGUUGAAUUGAUCACUGGCCAGAAGGCAUUAGAUUUUGGAAGACUAGCAAAUCAGAAGGGUGGAGUGCUUGAUUUGGUAAAGAAGCUCCAUCAAGAAAAGCAGCUGAGCAUGAUGGUGGAUAAAGAUCUAGGCAGCAACUAUGACAGGGUGGAGCUGGAGGAAAUGGUGCAAGUGGCUCUGCUGUGCACGCAAUACUACCCGUCCCACCGCCCCAGGAUGUCGGAGGUGAUUAGGAUGCUGGAAGGAGAUGGGCUGGCGGAGAAAUGGGAGGCAUCGCAGAACGUGGACACGCCAAAGUCUGUCUCGUCGGAGCUCCUGCCCCCGAAGUUCAUGGAUUUUGCGGCAGACGAGUCAUCGGUCGGCCUGGAAGCCAUGGAGCUCUCGGGACCAAGAUGAUUAACGGCCAAUUUGAUCGAACAUUAGCCAAAGGUGGUAGUUUUCUGGAUGGAGUUAGGGUAAGGUAGCCCUCUGGUGGCAUUCAUUUGUACAUACGGUGUGUUAUUGCGUACUGCGUGAGCUCAGCCCAUCCUUGCUGCUCAUGAUGUACAUGUGGCUGUAAGAGAGAUGAGAUGAGUAGAGUAAAAUAUAGAGGAAAGAAAAAAUUUCCAAUAGGUUCGCUAUACUCUGUUUCUUCCUCCCCUUUCUCUUGCCUUGCACAUAAUGAAUCGUUUGUGCUCUUA